Molecule: messenger RNA, 1571 nt
Organism: Daucus carota subsp. sativus
Lineage: Eukaryota; Viridiplantae; Streptophyta; Magnoliopsida; Apiales; Apiaceae
Exons: 1
Coding region: 189-1106 (305 amino acids)
Source: RefSeq, a predicted model, not a curated record
CUUAACUUCCUUGAACUGGGAAGUAUGCUCAUUCAACAACUCGUUUCCCACUGACACGACUAGGCCACGGACAUGGCUCAAUAUAUACUGGUGUUGCAUACAUUAGCUAACACCUUCAUAAGAACAUACCUUCCAUUCUUACCUCACACAAUUAUUAGCUGAAACUUUUCUGCAGGCACAAAAUUAACAUGUUCCCAAGGAGCCACUUCAUGCAUCAGGGUCAUCCCCUGCUACAAGGUAUUAACACCGAAGGAUACCUUUGUGGUGGCUGCAAAACCAGUGGCUAUGGUCUGAAUUUCGGGUGCACGCCCUGCAAUUUUCAUAUGCACGAAUUUUGCAGCAAUUGCCCGAAAAUACUAUCCUCCUUUUUGCACCCAGGACACCCUUUAAGCCUCACGAUUAGUAGCCCUCAAAAUACCGCGCCUCCUGGGAUUUGUGAUGUGUGUGAAGAUACUGUUGAGGGUUUAUAUUACUGCUGUCAGACUUGUCAUUUCAAUGUGCAUCCACUCUGCACUCAGUUUCCCCGGUCUUUACCUCGUCCUCAUGCAGUUCAUUCUCUCCACCAUCUGAUGUUCCAAAAGCCUUAUAAAGACGCUCCCUGUCACGUCUGUGGAGCCGUCUGCAACUCCUGGAAUUGGAGGUAUAGGUGCGGACACUGUGAUGGUUUCGAUGUCCAUCUGCAGUGUCUGGCAAAACCACAUAAUAAAAUCACCAGGCCUCAACCGCCUUAUAGGCCCCUUUUUGCAAAUGUUCAAACAACUUCACCGUAUGGCGGAGUCCCCCAUGGCAUAUAUGCACAUCAGCCGAACAACUUGUACGGCCAAAUGCCUGUUGGCGCACCUUUAAAUAUGAAUUCAUCUAUCGUGUACAAUCCGGACCAUCCUUUUAAUGGAGUGCCUUGCAAUACAAAUACGUGUAGUACGUGCAACCAGGCACCUUUUCACUCGAAUUCACAGCACACGCAUAUUCACCAAGCUCCGGCACAAGCUGAGGCUGCCCCGGCUCAAGGUCAAGGACGUCGCAGACUAGGCCGCGAAAUUUUUCAUAUCCUCACUUCUGUGACAAAUGGAGUGGUUUCCAGUUUACUUGCUGAUGCUAUAUCCUGAGUUGUGAUUCAUGAAGGUUAUGAUUCAUUUAUCUGUCUCUUAAAUAAAGAUGUAUCAGAUUAAUCGCUAUGUACCUAGCUUAAAUUCAGCUGGGGACUUUCAUUUCACGGGUCUGAGACAUGAAACAGGGAGAUGCUGCAACAUGACUAUUAGUGAACGCUUUGUCUAACUAAAUGAUAUGUGCCGAGUUAAAUUUGUCUCGUCCCGUAUCAAUUUGCAAACGAAUUUUUAGACAAAUCAAGCCGAGCCGACUCGAUCAUCUUAUUUCAGAUUUAUUAAACAAACAAAUAUUUUAGCUUAAAAUUAAAUCCAUGACUUAAAAUCCAUAAAACAUGCUCGAGAACAACUAGUCACAUUUCCUUGGUUGAAAUGAUUUUAAGAUCUGUGUGGCCCUUGUUUGUUUGCUUUUUGCGAGGAAAAGAAAGUUGUAUACUCAAACAAUUCUAUGUUAUAUAUAUUUCAGCA